AUGCUCUCCUCUCUUUUUCGCGCACUCCCCUGGACCUUCGGUAUAGCCACCAGCAUCUCCCUCCCCACGCCCUCGCCCUCGCCCUCCACCCUCCCAGACUCCCUCCGCGAAUGCUACCUCACCUCCCUCCCCGCCUCCCUAAUCCCACCCUUCGCAAACUAUCUCCUUUCCCAGCCCUCCGUCACCAUCCCGCAAAACAUGGGCCGCGUCACGCUCCAGCACUCCGUCAAUGGCACCUGCCUGCAAGCCGACGUCUACAACUGGAGCUGCGACCACAACCUCACGGUCACUGGGCCCGGGCUUGCGAACGCGGUGCAGAGCAUUGCAGACCAGUGCGACGGCAGAAAGUAUGAGUCCGGUGAGGUCGCUGGGCCCAGUGGGUUUGGGUAUUAUAGGGAUUUAGAGACGGGGGACGAGUUUACGAGGCACUUGUGGGUUGUUAGUGGGGGAUGUAGCAGUGGGAAAGGGAGGCAGAGCGCUUGUUCGCCGGGGAGCUAG
Molecule: messenger RNA, 498 nt
Organism: Trematosphaeria pertusa
Lineage: Eukaryota; Fungi; Ascomycota; Dothideomycetes; Pleosporales; Trematosphaeriaceae
Exons: 1
Coding region: 1-498 (165 amino acids)
Source: RefSeq, a predicted model, not a curated record